This is a messenger RNA of Danaus chrysippus (African queen), 204 nucleotides long. The record is from the annotation of a GenBank genome assembly. NCBI's taxonomy places the organism in Eukaryota, Metazoa, Arthropoda, Insecta, Lepidoptera, Nymphalidae.
AUGAGAUCAGUCCGCGAGUUCACACUCCGCACACUUGGAACCUUUGAUUCAGUCAUUGACGAGGCGAGCGCACGGGGCGAGGGUGAAGCGGACCGUUUUAAUUCUGUGGGUACGUCCAGCGAAUUAGUAAUGAAAUUGAGUGGCCGCGAGGGACACGGGUUCGCUUCCCGGUACGGCUUUGUUUCAAUGUUGCCGUUUCUGUAA